CCGGAACGGAUUCACCUGCCAGCCAGUACCCACUUUUCGAUUGAUCGACUGACUCUUGGCUAAUCACAACCCACCUUUCCCCACCCUUUCAGAUCAACUGAAGCUUGUCUGAUCAGCCCGUUUCCGAACGACCAAUCAGCGUUGAAGCUUCGUAAAGGUGAUAGCUUCAAGAUGUCUGAAGAGAUUCGAUACGAUAUCCCAAAGGUCCCUCUCCUUAAGGGAGAGGAGAACCUCGAAGAAUGGGACCAGUUACUAAAGCUGGCGUUGAACCUGCUCAACUUGGAAGAAUACAUUGAAAAGGAGCACCCUUUUACCCCGGAGACGAAGUCGAAGAGGACGAUGGUAUUGUUCAUUCUGUCAAGCUCCCUGACCCACGUUCGAAGUCAGUUGAAGAACGCUGGAUGGGACGCUACAGACGCGAAGAUGGACCCGAAGAAGCUGUACGACCUGGUCCACAGGGCCAUUCCUAGGGUCUCAGAGGGCGCAGCUGGGCAGCUAAUGAAGCAGCUCUGCGAGAUCAAGCGGGUCAACUUCGACUCCAUGGCCAAGUUCCAGGAUCGAGUUCAAUAUUUGAAGCGGCGGCUCCAGGAAAUGGGCUGCGGUAUGGAGGAGAAGGCCAUGAUGUGGAUUGUGAUCAAUGGCCUUGAGGGCUAUGAGAAUCUGCAGAGAUUCCUGAUCAGGGACCUCAACGCGGGGACCCUUGACUGGGAGAAAGCUGAUGAUUGAGCUUUGUGUGCUACCGUAGCAGCGUAGGUAGUUUAUGUAGCUGUGGGUUUCCACACGUAGAAAUCCACCACCACGAAUCUCGAACAUCGGAGACGGCUUUUUCCGUGUCCGCGCGAACCCCACCGGAGUGGAGGUCCACUGCUGGCCCGAGGCUCAACUCCCAAAAGGUUCCAUGAUAUUCCGAGAAGUGCAACGGUCUCUCGAGAUAGACGAUCUCACU
Molecule: messenger RNA, 946 nt
Organism: Phialemonium atrogriseum
Lineage: Eukaryota; Fungi; Ascomycota; Sordariomycetes; Cephalothecales; Cephalothecaceae
Exons: 1
Coding region: 172-726 (184 amino acids)
Source: RefSeq, a predicted model, not a curated record